This is a messenger RNA of Polyodon spathula (Mississippi paddlefish), 4174 nucleotides long. RefSeq names its product solute carrier family 16 member 5a (gene slc16a5a). NCBI's taxonomy places the organism in Eukaryota, Metazoa, Chordata, Actinopteri, Acipenseriformes, Polyodontidae. Gene Ontology annotation, biological process: transmembrane transport; monocarboxylic acid transport. Gene Ontology annotation, molecular function: monocarboxylic acid transmembrane transporter activity. The record is from RefSeq and is a predicted model, not a curated record. Bases 440 to 2008 code for a protein of 522 amino acids. The transcript has 5 exons.
UAAUUAAUUUCUCUGCACGUACUACUACUUUGUAUAUGAUGUAGAAUACGUGAAUGUAAACAUCUAACAUUAGUAGUUACGAUGCUCUUUUAAAUAAAACGUGUUAUGAUUUUGAAUGUGCGGUUCUAAAGGACGGUAUAAAAUCUGCUUUUAUAUCGAUACCUGUAUUGACAUACUGACUUUUUUUUCUUAAGUUGGGUUCGUCCCUGCAGACACUGGCAUUCAGCUCACUAUUACAUAAUGAGGCUCUGCAAAACAUCGCAACAUGUGACAUAUGUAGUAUACAGUUGUGUUCAAACGAAGUGCCCCUCUCAUGACAGAUUAAUUUGCUACAGAAGGGGCACCCUGACCUGUAUUCAGAAGGGUUUACAUAAUCCUGAACGCGUGGAGAUGGAGUGUGAUCGGCUUGCAAAGAGGCAGAGCAGUGACCAGCGGGGGAAUGGUGGACGGAGGAGAUCUAGAAAUGUGUGAGAAAGAGGCAGAGAGCCGAGCCUGCGAGGGACCCCCCUGGCCGGCCCGUCUCCGCAGCACCUCCUCCUGCUCCUCAGAGGGUGGGAGUGGGGGGGCUGGUGCCCAUGCCCCCUCGCCCGCAGACAGGCAACCUGCUGCUCCGGACGGGGGAUGGGGCUGGGUUGUUCUCCUGGCCACUAUUCUGGUGCUGGCGCUGACCCUGGCCUUCCCCUCCUGCAUUGGCAUCUUCUACACGGAACUGCAGAGCCAAUUCCACGCCAGCAACAGUGAGACCUCCUGGGUGCCUUCCAUAAUGACGGCCGUGCUGCACGCUGGGGGUCCGUUGUGCAGUGUGCUGGUGGAGCACUAUGGCUGUCGUGUGACCGUCAUGUUGGGCGGGCUGCUGAGUGGCAUCGGCAUGGCAACCAGCUCCUUCACUCAGUCCAUUGGCCAGCUCUACAUCACCGCUGGCAUAAUCACAGGUUUGGGAUUCUGUCUGAGCUUUCAGCCUGCCAUCGCCAUCCUGGGGCACUACUUUGUACGUCGGAGAGCCUUCGCCAACUCCCUGGCGUCCACGGGCACCGCCAUUGGCCUGUCCACCCUCCCGCUCUUCGCCCAUUUCCUGCUGAGCCACAUGGGCUGGCGGGGCAGCUUCCUGAUCCUGGGGGCGGUGCUGCUGAACUGCUGUGUUUGUGGAGCUGUGAUGCGGCCGGUGCACCAGGGGAGCAAGAAGCCAAACCGGACCAGGGGCCAGACGGACAAAGUAGAGAACGAGCCAUCCUGUAACGGACAUUACAGAGCCAACGGGAAUCUAGCAGCCUUCCGGGCCGCACUGCAGAAGCACAUGGCCUUCGAUCUGUUCUGCAGCAAUAAGCGCUACCAGAUCUACAGCAUCGGGGUGACCUGGAUGAUGCUGGGCUUUGUGGUGCCGCUGGUGUACCUGGUGCCCUAUGCGACCAGCCAUGGCAUGGAACACGACAGGGCCGCCCUCCUGCUCGCCAUCCUGGGCCUCAUCAACAUCUUCAUGCGCCCACUGGCUGGCAUCAUCUCCGAGCUGCACUGCCUCUCAGGGAAACACAUCUACCUGUUCAGUGGCGCCGUGCUGGUGAACGGCCUCAGCAACUGUAUCUGUGGCAUCGGGGCCAGCUUCACCGUGCUGCUGGCCUUCGUGGUGGUCUACGCCCUAUCCAUGAGCUUCGUCGGCUCGCUGCUCUUCCACGUGCUCAUGGAGAUUGUGGAGAUGCCUCGAUUCCCCAGCGCACUCGGCCUGCUCACCAUCAUGGAGAGUGUCACCCUGCUCAUUGGUCCCCCCCUGUGCGGCCUCCUUGUGGACACCACUCAGGAAUACAAGUAUGUUUUCUAUGCGUGCUGCUGCGCCGUGGUUUCCUCUGCGCUCUUCAUGGGUGUAGCCUUCAACCUGCUGGAACGGGACGAAGGAAAGACCAGGGAUCCCCCAAAACACGCUGCCCCCCUCUCCCUGGACUGCCAGUACACUGGGAUCACACCGGGGAGCAGAGCAGGGCAGAGGAGCAUCUCAGAGUACAUCACCACCGUCUGAUAGGCUGCAACUCCCACACCCCAUUCUCAGGGGCUCACCCCUCCCUGCCGCUCAGUCCACAGAGUUUUAGUCGUGCCUAAUUUGACAGGAUCAUUUUCAUUGUACUGUAGAUCAUCAGGAUCACUGACGUCUUUCACAGUACAGUUUAGAGUUUCACAGUCCAGCCCAUGCUCCAUCCAGGGAUUGCUUCACAGUGUCUCAUUGCAGGGAAUGUGCAAUACCAGCACCGAGUACAGAGACCCUGUUUCAUCGACUGCUGAGCAGGGCUUGUCUACUUAGUAUAGUUCCUUAAACAUUUUCUAUGAGAAUUUAUGAUUGAGCAUUCCUGAGAAAUCUCCUGCAUCUGUGAGAAUCUUUUGCUUGUUGCGCACUUAUGUGAAUUACAUCACUGGUGGGAUUCUUCCAGAUUUUCUGUAUCCGUGUCACAGCUUCUUUUAGCUUUCUUCAGUGCCUAGAACUUUUUUAAAUAUUAUAUUCCUCCCUCCCAUGGUAGCUUCCAUACCAUGCCUUAAUUGUUCUUAUAAGUACAACUCCCAUUGCAGAGCCAGGUUCAGUAACUCACUCAUUUAGAUGUAUUACCGAAACUCAAGAGCAACCAGAAAACUGUAAAUACAGCUGCAGGAACAGCUUCUAAUAGUAAACUCACGUAUUCAUGCUGUGAUGAGAAGUACAAAUCCAGAGUUGCUACGAAGAGACUGUAUAAUGCACUGGUGAGACACAACUGGAGUACUCUGGCCAGUUCUGGCCACCUCAGCACCAAAGGGACAUUGUGACCCUGGAGAGAGUCGAACAAAGCGCAACCAGACUAAUCCCAGCAAGGCUUACAGGAAUGAGCCUUGAAGAAAGAUUGAAAGAAGUUGAAAGAAGCAUAUUGUGCCUGGACAGUUCUGGAUGACAGAGUUAUUGUAAACUUUAAACACAACAAUGCCUCAAUAAAUUGUGUACCUGUUAAGAGCCUGUUUAAACAGGUGUGUUCAUACCUGCAUGCGUGAUCCAGCUGGCACUCAGGGUCUCUGUUUCUUUUCAUUUGGCAUAAUUUUCAGAAUGUCUGAAAUGGUUUCCCUUGCAAUGGUGGAACUUUUUGUGUUGGUUUUGGUAAACAGUCAGCCCUUUUGAUAAGUGCAAUUUUUCUAUCCAGAGCUAGCUGUUGUGAUGAAGUGUAGACAUUAUAUUUGUGGUUCAGUAACUGCAUAAUUCAGAAUGGAGCUAGCGGGACACGUGAGUACAUACACAACAUCUUGCUUUUGUUUGGAUUUUUUAAAUGCUAGUUUUAAACUUUGAAAAAAGAAAUCACAUGUCAGAUUAACAUUGGUUUUAGACAGACAAGACCCAUUCAUUUCAAUAGGGAUUUGGUGUGAAUUCUACAGAAUGCUGGUGUGCAGAGGGACAGGAUUAGACAGGUUUCACUGUACUAGGGUUCAGACGAGCAUUGAUGGGCUGAAUGGUCUCCCCUCGUUUGUACAUUGCAUUAUGAUCAGUUCAAAACAAUUGCUGAAAUUCCUGACAUCUUGUCAUUUCAGUAAUACCAAAGAAAAGGAUUUCUAAAAUCCAAGAUUGGGUGCAGAAUUCGACAGGUUGUAACCCUGUAGAGCUGUCUCAGCUGUUCCAUUUUCACUGUGGGCUUCAUUACCUAAACCAGAGGCUUUGCCUUUGCCUCGUGGGACUUCAUGUUCUUAGUACAACCUGGAGUGACUCAAACUGCUCUGCAAUGGAGGUAAAUACAGAGUAUAGAUCGCAGGGGCUCCAUGUUGCAAGCCAGCUUGGGCUCUAAUGCAUUUGACAGGCAGCAGUUACAAAGCCUGGGUUGGGAGGUUGAGGGAUGAAUAACAAUGUAAGCAAUAUGUUGAUGAAAUGUAGUUGUUCCAUGGAGGUGUGUAUCUGGGAUCCCUUUACCCUGAUGCAUCACUUUAGUCUCAUGACUGCAGUUUGAACAUAAAAAAUCUCUAUUAUUCACUCUGGAGAAUUCUACAGGUAAUAUCUCUGACACUGGGGCCAAAGCUUUCCUAUUGACUUCCACAUGUACACGUGUUUCAAUACAAAUCUCUGCUGUCAAUCAAAAACUCAACCCUCAGUGGUUAACCACACUGUGGAGCUCUUAUUGCUUCAGGCUUUUAUAAAUCUGUUUACAAACUGUAGCUUCUGAUGCCAAUAAAUGAGGUCAGAGAU